Cucumis melo (muskmelon) is the source of this 300-nucleotide messenger RNA. RefSeq lists its product as uncharacterized. The coding region runs from base 1 to 300 and encodes 99 amino acids. Lineage: Eukaryota; Viridiplantae; Streptophyta; Magnoliopsida; Cucurbitales; Cucurbitaceae. The transcript has a single exon. The record is from RefSeq and is a predicted model, not a curated record.
AUGAGGUUAACUAAAACCUUAACUGUCAUAUAUGAUGGCAACAUUGAGCAUCCAUUGACUUUUAAGAAGACAAUGGAGGAUGUGGAUAAAGAUGAAUGGAUCAAUGCUAUGAAUCUUGAAAUGGAGUCUAUGUACUUCAAUUCAAUCUGGGAUCUUAUAGAUCAAUAUGAUGGGGUAAAACCUUUAGGUUGUAAAUGGAUCUACCAGAGAAAAAGGGGUGAAGAUGGUAAGGUACAAACUUUUAGAGCUAAACUAGUGGCAAAGGGUUAUACCCAAGUUGAGGGAGUUGACUAUGAGUAG